This is a messenger RNA of Sordaria macrospora k-hell, 909 nucleotides long. RefSeq lists its product as uncharacterized. Gene Ontology annotation, molecular function: 5-amino-6-(5-phosphoribosylamino)uracil reductase activity. NCBI's taxonomy places the organism in Eukaryota, Fungi, Ascomycota, Sordariomycetes, Sordariales, Sordariaceae. Gene Ontology annotation, biological process: riboflavin biosynthetic process. The record is from RefSeq and is a predicted model, not a curated record.
AUGACGUCCACCAAUCCGCCAACAGAGCCUCAAGCAACAGCUUCCUCCGAUGGCCUCCUCGACUUCCCCGCCGCCUCAGCCGUCAAACUCGAACCGCAUCUUCCACCAGUUACCAGCACCAGCACCAGCACCAACACCAGCACCAACACCAACACCAACGCAAAGAAGCCCUUCGUAACCCUAACCUUCGCCACAUCCCUCGACUCCUCCCUCUCCCUCGCCCCAGGAGUCCGCACCACCCUUUCCGGCCCGCAAUCCAAAGCCAUGACGCAUUACCUACGCUCUCGCCACGCCGCCAUCCUGGUGGGCGUCGGAACAGCCGUGGCUGAUGAUCCGGGGUUGAACUGCAAGAUACUGUCUCCUUUUGUUGCGGAAGCAGGAGUUAGGGAGCAGCAUCCCAACCAGCCUCGACCCAUCAUCCUUGACCCUUCUGCGCGGUGGGAAGUUAAUGAGCAGAGUAAGGUUAUCCAGCUUGCUAGACUGGGACAGGGGUUGGGGCCGUUUAUAUUUGUGGCGAAAGAGGUGAGCAGUGUGUCGGAAGAGAGGAGGGCGGUUGUGGAGAGUGUUGGGGGGAAGUUUGUGCAUGUCAAGAGUGUUGAGGGUGAGGGAUUCGCAUGGGCAGACGUGUUGCGGGCGAUCAAGAAAGAAGGGUUGGAUAGUGUGAUGAUUGAGGGGGGGGGAAGUGUGAUUAACUCGUUGCUGACUCUGGAGCAGGGAGGAGAGCAAGAGUUGGUGGACUCGGUGAUUGUUACGAUUGCACCGACGUGGUUGGGGGCUGGAGGUGUGCUGGUUUGUCCGCCGAGGGUGAUAGGGAAGGAUGGACAGCCGGCGCCGCCGGUGAGGCUUAGGGAUGUGUCGUGGCAUCCGUUGGGAGAGGAUGUAGUGUUGUGUGGUAAGAUUCUGAGGUAG